Molecule: messenger RNA, 1099 nt
Organism: Bubalus bubalis (water buffalo)
Lineage: Eukaryota; Metazoa; Chordata; Mammalia; Artiodactyla; Bovidae
Product: mastin
Exons: 3
Coding region: 1-732 (243 amino acids)
Biological process (GO): proteolysis
Molecular function (GO): serine-type endopeptidase activity
Source: RefSeq, a predicted model, not a curated record
AUGGCUCCCUUCCUCGGCUUCCCAGAUCCCAACCUGGGGAGGGAGCAGCAUGGCAACGUGGGGGUGCACGACGCCCCUCCAGGCCGGUGGCCAUGGCAGGCCAGCCUCAGAAGGCGCAGCAAGGAGCGUGAGCAGUGGGAGCACGUGUGCGGGGGCUCCCUUGUUCACCCCCAGUGGGUGCUCACCGCGGCCCACUGCAUUGGAUGGGAAAGCCCGCAGGCUUCUGCCUUCAGGGUGCAAGUUGGGCAGCUGAGGCUCUGUGACCCAGACCGGCUGAUGAAGGUGACUGAGAUCAUCCCACACCCUGAUUACAACCACCUCCUGUCUGCCAAAGGGGGUGCGGACAUCGCCCUGCUGAGACUGGAGGCCCCUGUGACCCUCUCCCCUCACGUCCAGAUCGUCUCCCUCCCACCUGCCUCACUGAGGGUCCCUGAAAAGAAGAUGUGCUGGGUGACCGGCUGGGGUGACUUCAGACUCGGAGGGCCGCUGCGCCCACCCCACCACCUGCAGGAGGCGGAGGUGCCCAUCGUGGGGAACGAGGUUUGUAACCGGCACUAUCAGAACUCCUCUGCAGACGCCACCCAUCAGAUCAUCAAGGACGACAUGCUGUGUGCGGGCAGCGAGGGCCGGGACUCCUGCCAGGUGGGACCCAGGCCCGCUCCAUCCUCCCGCCCCUCCUCGCCCACGAGGGGCCACUGCAGGGCGCUGAGGGCCACCUCUCCUGCAGGGUGACUCUGGGGGCCCCCUGGUGUGCAGCUGGAAUAACACCUGGGUCCAGGUGGGCAUUGUCAGCUGGGGAGACAUCUGUGGCCAUCGCGACCUCCCUGGGGUGUACACCCGGGUGACCAGCUACGUGUCCUGGAUCCGCCAGUACGUCCCGUUCCCUGGACCCUAGAUGGGGUGGGGGUGGGGUCUGCACGACGAGAAGACUGCCAACCCUUCUGGCCAACACCCUGCUUCUUUCCCAGGGCCAGCCUUGCCCUCCCAAUCCCCCUUCCCCUCGCCCUGGGAGGGAGAGACAGCGAGAAGCCCCGUGCGCUGCUGUCUCCCAGCAGUGUGGUGGCCCCUGGCCUGCUGCUCACCCUCUGUUUCCCAUUAA